Messenger RNA from Folsomia candida, 2252 nucleotides. Its product is annotated as zinc finger protein 62-like. Gene Ontology annotation, cellular component: nucleus. Gene Ontology annotation, molecular function: DNA-binding transcription factor activity, RNA polymerase II-specific; RNA polymerase II transcription regulatory region sequence-specific DNA binding. Gene Ontology annotation, biological process: regulation of transcription by RNA polymerase II. The transcript is spliced from 2 exons. Bases 107 to 1963 code for a protein of 618 amino acids. NCBI's taxonomy places the organism in Eukaryota, Metazoa, Arthropoda, Collembola, Entomobryomorpha, Isotomidae. The record is from RefSeq and is a predicted model, not a curated record.
GCGUCAGAGCAUAACUACGUCUAAAUAAGUAACCAAAUUAAAGUAGUUUCCAUCAAAAAUUGCCUUAUUAAACACUCUAAAAUUUUCCAUUUUCCAUACCGUCAAAAUGCCGCUUGCAACCCGAAAACUUUACAAAUGUUCGGAACCCAACUGCGGAAAGCUAUACAAGUCAUGGUGUGGACUGGACCAUCACAAAACAACGGUUCACAGUGGAAACUCUAGAAUAAAGUGUGACCUGUGCCGCAAAGAAAUUGAUAUAAAUUCGCUACGUGGCCACAUGAAAAAUGUCCACUCUACGAUACGAAACUUUAAGUGUACCUUCCCAGGGUGCAAAAUUGCUUGCGUGUUCGCUUCCACCCUUCGAAUACACGAGACCACCCACCUCCCCUUAAGCCAGCGACGAAUCCACAAAUGUCCCCACUGCCCGAAACAAUUUUUAGACGAGAAAAAACUCAAACUUCAUAAAAACCAACAUGAUCCUCUCCUCGUUUCUAAAAAGUUUCCCUGCCCAUUUUGCCAGCAAGAGUUGCAUUCCAGAGAUUACCUACAAGAACACUUGACGGCGAAACACUUAAAGGAAAAAUCCUACAAAUGUGACACCUGUUCGAAAUCGUAUGCAUGGUCAGAUUCACUCCGAAACCAUCAAAAAUGCCACCUGCCGCCCGACCAACGGGUCAAAUUCAGGUGCAAAUCGUGCCCCAAAACGUUUAAUUUAUCCGGCACUUUACGCACCCAUGAGCGGUAUGUGCACUUAAAAGAGAGAAAGUACCACUGUCACAGGGAGAAUUGCGGUAAAAAAUAUUUUUCCCAGCCCGAGCUCGACCGACACCUUUCGUCCACACAUGACGGACUCAAACCGUUUAAAUGUGAGCCCUGCUUAAAAUUUUUUGGCACUAAAAAUUCCCUCCGUAUUCACAAUACUAACGUCCACAAUACAAAUAGUCGGAGCCGCCCAUUUAAGUGUGACCACGCCGGAUGCGAUAAAGCUUUUAGAUUUUACGGCAGCUUAAAAGUGCAUAAAGAAAUCCACCUCACCCCAAAAGAACGUGCCACUUAUUCGUGUCCCAUCUGCCAGAAAACCAUGGUGACCAAGUCCUACCUCAAAAAGCACAUGGAUCAGCAGCAUGAAAAUCCGGAUAAUAAACCAUUUUCUUGUAACCUAUGUGUCAAAACUUUUAGGACGAGGGAACACUUAAAACUGCAUUUGAGAGGGCACUUAAAAGAGAAACCGUACAAGUGUGAUUUGUGUGAAAGUUCGUAUACUAGUACUUCCGGUCUUAAAUAUCAUCAGAAAACGCGGCACAUAGAGGAAAAAAACAGAAUUUUGUUGCAUUGUUCCCUGUGCGCGGCUACAUUUCUGAAGAAAAUCAGCCUACAAGACCACGUGUCAUCGGUUCAUAAUGGGGCCACUUUUAGUUGUCCGAAUAACUUGUGUACAGCCGUUUUGGGAUCGAUGAGAGCGCUCAAUGCGCACGUGAAAAAAUGCAGCGAUCCGUUCGUGCAGUGGGAACGGUGUGGGAAGUGGAUGAAGAAAUAUUGUCUGGAAAAUUUUCAUGUGUGUCGAAAAGGUGUGAAUGUUUCGAAACUGGAGAGAAUCCCUUGUCCGGAGGGGACUUGUGGGGAGAGCUUUUUAGAAAUUGGAUAUUUAAAGAGGCAUGUUCGGAAUUGUCAUCCCGCAAAUACACAUCUUGCGAAGGGGGUGGAUUGGUUAGAGUGUCUAUUUUGCAAGAAAUCGUGUCCCACGCUAAUCUGUUUGGAGGAUCACGUCAGGACACACACUGGAGAGAAGGUGUUCAAGUGUCAAUAUUGUGACAAGGAAUUGUAUUCAAAGAGAAGAUUUGUGUUUCAUCAGAAUGUUACCCAUAUUAAGGAGUACAAACGCUUUGAAUGUUGGGUACCCCUGAGAAGACUUGAGACAGAAGGCACGCCCAAAAACUAUGUGAAAUUUGUCAAUAAUCAAUAGGAUGAAUUAUGAGAGUGUUACUUUUGCUUGAGGAAAUUGACUUGGAGGACUUUCCAGGAACAUAUCAAAACUCAUACCGAAGAGUAUGGCAGCCUUAUAGGGAAGGAACAUUGUAAUUAAUGUUUAUGCAAUGGAAUAUGUAAUAGUUUAUAUUUGUGUAAUAGAAAACGGUGCACAUCGCUACAAAAAAUUAUUGAUUGAGUUUUGCAAAACGAACGUAUUUCAGGAAAUGAUUUCGAAAAAUACUUGUUUGAAUUUUAAUAAAAUAUUUCUCGUGAAAAAAAUUCAA